Molecule: messenger RNA, 585 nt
Organism: Anopheles marshallii
Lineage: Eukaryota; Metazoa; Arthropoda; Insecta; Diptera; Culicidae
Gene: RpL24-like
Product: probable ribosome biogenesis protein RLP24
Exons: 2
Coding region: 1-585 (194 amino acids)
Biological process (GO): ribosomal large subunit biogenesis
Cellular component (GO): nucleolus
Source: RefSeq, a predicted model, not a curated record
AUGCGUAUUGAAACGUGUUUCUUCUGCUCGAACAAAAUCUUUCCCGGGCACGGGAUGGUUUUCGUGCGCAACGACUGCAAGGUAUUCCGCUUCUGUCGCUCCAAAUGCCGUCGUGCGUUCAACAAAAAGAAGAACCCGCGCAAGAUCCGCUGGACCAAAGCGUACCGUAAAACGAACGCAAAGGAGUUGACGGUCGAUCCGAGCUUCGAGUUCGAAAAGCGUCGCAACGUACCGGUGAAAUACGAUCGCGAGCUAUGGAACAAAACGAUCGAGGCGGUGAAAAAGAUCAACGAAAUCAAACAUCGGCGCGAGUGUCACUUCGUUAUGGAGCGUCUGCGAAAGGCGCGCGAGUACGAGAUUCACCGCGACAUCGUGGACGUACAGAAGAACAUUUCCCUGAUCCGGUCACCGGCCAUCGGACUGAAGGAGCGUCGUGCGAAGGAGGAAGCGCAAGAGUCGGCCCUGCUGAUGGACGUAGAAGCAGAGGCGGAAGAGGAAAUCCAGUACGUCGAUGCCCGCAAGCUCGAGAAGCAGCUCGAAGAGUCGGCCGCUUUCGAGGAUGAUGAGGAAAUGCUUCGUGCGUAA